Ceutorhynchus assimilis (cabbage seed weevil) is the source of this 664-nucleotide messenger RNA. The record is from the annotation of a GenBank genome assembly. Lineage: Eukaryota; Metazoa; Arthropoda; Insecta; Coleoptera; Curculionidae.
AUGGCGCCAAAUGAUAUGGUCGUGAAAUUACCGGCGGAAAUAAAAAAGUGUAAAUACUGUAGAAGUAAUGUUGCUCAAAGUGCUUAUAAGUGUGAAGGAUGCAGUGAAAAUUAUCACUCAUCCUGUGCGCUAAGAAUUAAAGGACUACGUGUCGUGAAUGGUAGUAAAAAUCUAGUCUUGUGUCCCAGUUGUGCUGACUAUCCAAACCCAACAACUGAUGAAGAAAUAACAAAGAAAAACGCAGAAAUUGCGAAACUAAAUCAAAAGGUAUCCGAUUUACAAGCUAAAAAUGAUAAUAUGCAAGAAGAAUUCUCUUGGUUACGCAAUAAAUUGGACCUGAUGGAAGAAAGCAUGCAUAAAAAACUUGACGAAAUCAAGAACAUAGUCAAGAAAGAACAACAACGACAUAAAAAAAUUAUCGAGAACUCGGCCGCUCACAUUGGCAACGCUGGUACCGAUACUACGGAACGAGAUCCUGCGUUAAAUGAAACGAACACGACUGAAGUUUCCACGACAUCUUUGGCCAGAACUAGGAGAACAACCAAACACCAAAAAAAAAACUGCUCAAGAAGAUAUUGCAACAGCGCCAAAGAACAAAAACACCACAGCCGAUAUGUCAAAUUUGACUGACACUGAAGACGACGCCUCAGCUGUUGUGGAACAA